AUGCUCUCCCUCUGCGGCAGCCUCUAUCAACAAGGAAGGGGAGGAAAAUAUCGACGGAAGAAGAAAAUUAGGAAGAAAGGGCAUGCAAUAGCUGAUCUUGAACCUAGCAACAGAGAGGAGGGGAGUCUGGAACUGGGAACCACUGGGCGGCGGUCAGAGAAGGGAGGACUAGAUCAUCAAUUUUUGGUUGGAGCAGAGAGAGGGAGGAGAGUGGCGAUGCGGAAAGGGAAUAGCAGCGAGAGGGAGAGGGAGCAGAGUGGCGAUGCAGAAAGGGAACUGUGGUGA
Molecule: messenger RNA, 285 nt
Organism: Linum trigynum
Lineage: Eukaryota; Viridiplantae; Streptophyta; Magnoliopsida; Malpighiales; Linaceae
Source: the annotation of a GenBank genome assembly